Messenger RNA from Carassius gibelio (silver crucian carp), 2693 nucleotides. It is a transcript of the gene mmel1, whose product is annotated as membrane metallo-endopeptidase-like 1. Gene Ontology annotation, biological process: protein processing. The transcript has 20 exons. Gene Ontology annotation, molecular function: metalloendopeptidase activity. Gene Ontology annotation, cellular component: plasma membrane. The record is from RefSeq and is a predicted model, not a curated record. Lineage: Eukaryota; Metazoa; Chordata; Actinopteri; Cypriniformes; Cyprinidae. Bases 12 to 2039 code for a protein of 675 amino acids.
UGCUCCAGAACAUGGACUCCAGUGUGGACCCGUGCCAGAACUUCUAUCAGUACGCAUGCGGAGGCUGGAUAGAGCGUCACGUCAUUCCUGAAACCAGCUCACUUCACAGCGUAUUCAAUAUUCUGAGAGAUGAGCUGGAGAUCGUACUCAAGGGAGUUCUGGAGAUGCAAAGUAAGGAUGACAGAGAGGCCUUCAAGAAAGCCAAAACGCUCUACAGCUCAUGCAUGAAUGAGAUUGUGAUUGAGCAGCGUGACUCACAGCCUCUUCUCAGGCUCAUUGACAGUAUUGGUGACUGGCCCGUAGCCUCUGAGGUCUGGAACGACACAGCAGAGCAAGAGUGGAGCCUGGAGGACACACUGGCUGUUCUGAACACUCGGUACAAUAAGAAAGCUGUGCUGGAGAUGUUUGUGUGGCCAGAUGAUCGAGACUCCAGCCGCUACAUUAUCCAUGUUGACCAACCAGCACUAGGAAUGCCUUCAAGAGAUUAUUACCUCAGUGAUGGGAAUUAUAAGAAGGUGCGUGAGGCGUAUCUGGAGUUCAUGGUUUCCAUAGCAAGGAUUGCACGAGAAGACAGGAACUUGACCCAAGAGGAAGAGCGUGUGUGGGAGGACAUGACUCAAGUGCUGGAGCUGGAGACAGACAUCGCGAACGCCACGUCACCUGCAGAAGAGCGCAACGACAUCACUGUGCUGUACAACAAAAUGACACUGAGAGAAGUGCAGCAAACGUUCAACCUCAAUGGCUUUAAUUGGACACGCUAUGUCCAGGGUAUCAUGUCUAGUGUGUCAGUAACGGUGCAGCCGGAUGAACCCAUAGUUGUGUACUGCUCACCUUACCUGGAGAAACUCAGAGCUGUUCUUUCCAAGCACAGUCACAGGACUCUGCAGAACUAUCUUGCGUGGAUGCUCAUCAUGGAGAGGGUCAGCAGUAUGAGCCGGCGCUUCAAAGACGUGAGAGCGCACUACAGAAAGGCUUUGCAUGGCACUACGGUAGAGGAGGCCAGGUGGAGAGACUGUGUCCGUUAUGUCCAGGGCAACAUGGAGAACGCCGUCGGGGCUCUGUACGUCCGGGAAACCUUCUCUGGAAACAGCAAACACAUGGUGCGUGAACUCAUCAAGAAGAUUCAGGAAGCUUAUGUGGAAACGCUGGAAGAACUGAGCUGGAUGGAUGAACAGUCCAAGGAAAAAGCCAGGGAGAAGGCCAUGGCAAUAUCAGAACAGAUCGGUUAUCCCGACCACAUCCUUGAAGAGGAAAAUAAGAAACUGGACGAGGAAUACACACACCUGAAUUUCAGUGAAGAGAACUAUUUUGAGAACAUUCUGGAAAACCUGGCAGUCUCAGCCCAGAAAGGUCAUAAAAAGCUGAGGGAGCCCGUGGAUCCUGACAUGUGGAUUAUUGGUGCGGCUGUGGUCAAUGCUUUCUAUUCACACAACAGAAACCAGAUCGUGUUUCCUGCUGGCAUCCUCCAGCCUCCGUUCUUCAGUGAAAAACAGCUGCAAGCUCUAAACUUUGGUGGAAUUGGGAUGGUUAUAGGACAUGAAAUCACUCAUGGAUUUGAUGAUCAAGGCCGCAGUUUUGACAAGGAUGGAAACAUGUACAACUGGUGGAGCAACUUCUCUGCCGAGCGCUUUGAGGAUCAAUCUAAAUGCAUGGUGGAGCAGUACGGCAAAUUCAGCUGGAAACUUGCAGGAGGCCAAAAUGUCAGUGGCAUCACAACACUAGGAGAGAAUAUUGCUGACAACGGUGGCGUUCGUCAAGCAUAUAAGGCGUAUAUGAAGUGGUUGGAGAGGGAGGGCGCGGAGCCCCGUCUUCCCGGACUGGAAAUGGAUCACAAACAGCUCUUCUUUCUAAAUUUUGCCCAGGUCUGGUGUGGUGCCUGUCGCCCUGAAUACGCCAUUCAGUCCAUCAAAACUGACCCACACAGCCCUCUGGAAUACAGGGUUCUAGGUUCCCUCCAGAACUUUGAGGCAUUUUCUGAAGCAUUUCAUUGUGCACGAGGAGCUCCCAUGAACCCCGAGGAGAAAUGUCGAGUGUGGUAAUGUGCCGGCGGAGUCACGGGAGUCUGUGUAUAUUAUAGGAACCAGGCAGCGGUUAGGAGAGCUUGGAUCAUCUUAUGUUGUGUCUGUUAGUCUGAUGUGUCAGACACUACCAAGGUGUUAGACACCUACAUGUGUGACUGCAUAGAUGUCUACUGUGAACUUUCAAAUGCGCACAUAUAACCGAGUGCAGGCGUCGUGAAUGUGCACAGUAAGGGUGUUGUUUUUCUGAAAAAGAGGCAUGCUUUUUCAUUAUCUAUAGGUCUUGUUUGAAUAUUUACAGGUUUCUUUUAACACUAUUAAUUUUUGCAUUGAAUAACAUGUGUUAACACAAUAGUUUCAAUGCAACGAGAGGCUUAUUGACAUCAGAUUUUUCCAGAUUAUGUAAAUGGAUAAAUCCCUCGGUUGGCUUACGAUUCUGACGGCUCUCCAAUAAUAUAUUCGUUGUGCUUGAGCGAACCCAAAUAGCGCCAACAACUGGAGGCUUGGAAGCCGAUGGAGAUUGUGGUUUGAAUAAAAACCAGUCAAGGCAUCAUGUUUCGUUUCAUAAUAAGCAGCCUUGAAAUAUUUUAAUUAUGCUAUAAGAAAUAUUAUUUUAUUUUCCAAAGCAUGCAGCGGGAAAGAGGCAAAAGCUUGAGUCCUAUUGAGUGAUGCCCC